AGAGUCCAUUGCUGUCGCCUCAUGGCAACACUGAGAUCGCUGCUGCUGGCUGCGCUGCUGUGGGUCCCUGCCGAAGCCCUGAGCUGCUAUGGGGACUCCGGGCAGCCUGUGGAUUGGUGAGUUCGUGGUAUACAAGCUGCCGGCUCACAGCGGGUCUAGGGAUACUCCAAAGGGACUGACGUAUAAAUACAUGGACCAGAACUCCGACGGUUGGCAAGACGGUGUAGGGUACAUCAACAGCUCGGAGGGAGCCGUGGGCCGCAGCUUGCAGCCAUUGUACCGAAAGAACUCCAGCCAGCUGGCCUUUCUACUCUACAACGACCAACCUCCUAAAUCCAGCUCAGCUCGGGACUCUACCGGCCAUGGGCAUACGAAGGGUGUCCUGCUCCUGGACCAAGAAGGGGGCUUCUGGCUGGUCCACAGUGUGCCUCGCUUCCCACCCCCUGCGUCCUCUGGUGCAUACACCUGGCCUCCUAAUGCUCAAACCUUCGGCCAGACCCUACUCUGUGUGUCCCUCCCGUUCACUCAGUUUGCAAGGAUUGGCAAGCAGCUAACCUACACCUAUCCCCUUGUCUAUGACCACAAGCUGGAAGGCUUCUUCGCUCAGAAAUUACCUGACCUAGAGACGGUGAUCAAGAACCAACAUGUCCUCCAUGAGCCCUGGAAUAGCAGUGUAAUACUCACUUCCCAAGCUGGGGCCACCUUCCAGAGCUUUGCCAAAUUUGGAAAAUUUGGAGAUGACCUGUACUCCGGAUGGUUGGCAGAAGCCCUUGGCACCAACCUACAGGUCCAGUUCUGGCAAAAUUCUCCAGGCAUCCUGCCCUCCAACUGCUCUGGAGCCUAUCAGGUUCUGGAUGUGACACAGACAGGAUUCCCUGGCCCAUCUAGACUAACUUUCAGUGCCACAGAGGACCACUCCAAAUGGUGUGUGGCCCCUCAAGGGCCCUGGGCCUGUGUGGGUGACAUGAAUAGGAACAAAGCAGAGACACACCGAGGUGGCGGCACAGUAUGCACCCAACUGCCUUCCUUUUGGAAGGCCUUCCAGUCCCUGGUGAAAGACUGGAAACCCUGUAUAGAGGGGAGCUGACUGAAGCCCAUCGGAGCAAAGGACUAAGACUCCGCAGUCUAACCAGGUGGGGGCCGGACUAGCCUUUACCCCAGCACUUGGGAGGCAGAGGCAGGUGGAUCGAUUCUCUCUCUCUCUCUGGUUUUUCGAGACAGGGUUUCUCUGUGUAGCCUUGGCUGUCCUGGAACUCACUCUGUAGACCAGGCUGGCCUCGAACUCAGAAAUCUGCUUGCCUCUGCCUCUGUCUCUUUCUCCCAAGUGCUGGGAUUAAAGGCAUGCGCCACCACUGCCCGGCUCAGGUGGAUCUCUUGAGUUCCAGGCCAGCCUGGUCUACAGAGAGUUCCAGGAGAGCCAGGGCAACACAGAGAACCCUUGUCUCAAAGAAAAGAAGAAGAAGAAAAAAAAAGAAAAACAAGAAAAAGAGAAAAGAAAGAAAGAAAGAAAAGACUCAGAGACUAGUUUUGACUUGAAUUUGUUUGUGUGUCUGUUGGUGGGUUAAACCCAGGGCUUACCACAUGGGACACAAGUACAGUGCUGCUGAGCCACACUCCCUGUCCCAGCUAUGAAUCUGAAUACCAGUUCAGUCCCUUCCUAACUGGAGACCUUAACAGUGCCUUAACCUCUAGCUGUCUGUUGCAAAAUGGGCAUCACAGCAUGUCUCUAAGAGGUUGUUAAUACAACCAACUCUGUGC
Molecule: messenger RNA, 1758 nt
Organism: Mus musculus (house mouse)
Lineage: Eukaryota; Metazoa; Chordata; Mammalia; Rodentia; Muridae
Gene: Dnase2a
Product: deoxyribonuclease II alpha
Exons: 6
Coding region: 89-1087 (332 amino acids)
Biological process (GO): DNA metabolic process; apoptotic cell clearance
Cellular component (GO): lysosome
Molecular function (GO): deoxyribonuclease II activity; DNA endonuclease activity
Source: RefSeq, marked validated